AUGUCACAAGACACAUCUCCCAUGGACAAGGUACCUGAUGAGGAUAUUAUAUCAACCCCUAUCAGACCAGAGUCCCCAGGAGUUUCUCUCGCUCUUUCUACCCCUAUGUCUUUGAGAGCAUGGACAAUACCUAAAAUCACUGCCGAACUUAGGCUCAGGGGCAUCCCCUUUCCGGCUACAGCCCGAAAGGUGGAAUUAUACAGACUGUUAGCCAACCAAGCCCCAGAGCCUAGGCCAGGCACAAGCUCUCAAAGCCAAGUUUCUGGCGCUGGCAUUGCUACCCAGGACACCCUUGCGGCAAUCCUGGCCAACCUGCAGACCCUAAACAGCAGGUUAAGCAAGGUGGAAAGUGCCAUAGCCUCCCCAGGUAACCUCCCUGUUUCUAUAGCCCCAAUCCCGGCUGUACCUAUGGCACCAACACCCGUACCUACACUUCCCCCUCCAGCUCCUGCUCCAGUAAACCUGGGAAUUUCAGAAUUCCUGUUCAAGCUUUUGGUUCUGCAGUACUUGAUGGAUUCAGAUGGAAAGAUAUGGAAACGGCAGCCCUGCCAGUUAUAUGUCAUUGAGAUGUUGGAUUCUCCGAAACAGAUGCAGACACAUUCUGUUCAUCACGUGACACAGCAUAAUUUCAUUGAUCUUUUCCCCAAAGUAACAUGUGGUUCCCCAAAAGAGGUUCUGACAAGAAUCACAGAGGACUCUUUAAAUGAUGGUUGUGAGGAUCCAGGAAUGGACAUUAAGGAAUUUCACAGCGAGUGGUUUCAGAGACCCUACCAGUACCUUGUUCGUUUUGAACAGCACGAGAAUCUAGACACAUUUAUGUACAGAGAAGGCACUAAAGAGGGAGACUCAGCAAGAUGUUUGCAGAUACUUCUACUGUACUGCGGAAUAAUGGACCCUUCUUGGUCAGAACUAAGGAACUUCACAUGGUUUUUAAACCUUCAGCUUAAGGACUGUGAAUCUUCUAUAUUCUGCAACCAUGAAUUAGUUGGAGAUACGCUGCAAGGCUUCAAAAAUUUUGUGGUAAACUUUAUGAUCUUAAUGGCAAAGGAUUUUUCAACACCUUCCUUGCACAUUGCAGAUCAGAGUCCAGGAAGGCAUACAUUUGCUAAAAUCAAUGAAGAAGAUAUUGCCCCAUUCUUGAUGCGUAAAAAAUGGGAAUCUGAGCCACAUCCCUACAUUUUCUUCAAUGAAGAUCAUGAAUCUAUGACCUUUAUUGGGUUCCAUCUGCAACCUAAUAUCGAAGGUGGAGUAGAUGCCAUAAAUCCCCAAAAUAAGAGUGUUAUUAAGAAAAACAUCAUGACCAAACAGCUUUAUGCAGGUUUACGAGCACAGAGAGUACCUUUUAAUAUUAACUUUGAUAAAUUAUCCCGAGAUGAAAAAAUAAGCAGAUUAUCCAUGGUCUUGGGAAUCCAGUGGCAGUUUGAACCUGAUGAGACUUAUGAACUCACCCUGGACAAUAUUCUUAAGAUUCUGGCUAUAAAGAUGCGGUUCCGCUGCGGGAUUCCUGUUGUAAUAAUGGGUGAAACUGGUUGUGGAAAAACCAGGCUCAUAAAGUUUCUGUGCCAACUGUGCAAAGGGUUUGCUGAAACUGAAAAUAUGAAACUUGUUAAGGUGCAUGGAGGUACCGGUGCUGACACAAUAUAUAAAAAAAUCAAGGAGGCGCAAGAAAUUGCACUUUACAACACUGAGAAUCAUAACUGUGAUACUGUGUUGUUCUUUGAUGAGGCAAACACAACCGACUCCAUCAGCAGCAUCAAAGAAGCUUUGUGUGACCACACCGUGGAUGGAGAGCCUUUAAAGGUGAACUCUGGAUUACAGAUCAUCGCAGCCUGUAAUCCAUAUCGAAAGCACUCUGAAGAAAUGAUCAAUCGAUUAGAGUCGUCUGGGUUAGGUUACCGAGUUAAAGCAAAUGAGACAAAUGAGAGACUCGGAUCAAUUCCAUUAAGACAGCUUGUUUAUCGAGUGCAUGCUUUGCCUCCCAGCAUGAUGUCACUUGUGUGGGAUUUUGGACAGUUAGAUGAUGAGACUGAAAAGACGUACAUUCACCAGAUAGUUCAACGCCUGGCAAAAGAUACAGGACUUUCUAAUGAUAACAUCCAGCUAAUAACGAUUGUACUGUCCGUCUCCCAGGCGUACAUGAGGAGAAGAAGUGAUGAAUGCAGUUUUGUUAGCCUGAGAGAUGUGGAGCGCUGCUUAGAAGUCUUCAAAUGGUUUUAUGAGCAUAGCAAACAGCUGUUAAAAAACCUAAGUGAGCAGCUGAGUAAGCAACAAAUAUUCAAAAGUGUAGCCCAUUGGUGUUUGGUGCUUGCUAUUGGUGUUUGCUAUCAUGCAUCUUUAGAAGAUAAAGAGUUCUACAGGCAGACUAUAUGUGGACAUUUUCCAGAACCAUACCAGAAUCCAGACAUGAUACUGCAAGAAAUAACAAAUAUGCAAGAUCUCUUCUUAUCUGGUGUUCAACUAAGAGAUACAAUAGCCCGGAAUCUUGCUUUAAAAGAAAAUGUGUUCAUGAUGGUUGUGUGUGUUGAGCUUAAAAUCCCAUUAUUUCUUGUUGGAAAACCUGGCAGCUCAAAAUCCCUGGCAAAGACCAUUGUGGCUGAUGCCAUGCAGGGCCAUGCUGCCCAUAAAGAACUGUACAAGUCCCUAAAGCAAAUCCAUCUGGUCUCCUUUCAGUGCAGCCCUCACUCAACUCCAGAAGGCAUCAUAGGGACCUUUAAACAAUGUGCCCGCUUUCAAGAAGGCAAGAAUUUGAAGGAAUAUGUGUCUGUGGUUGUCCUCGAUGAGAUUGGUCUAGCAGAAGACUCUCCCAAAAUGCCUUUAAAGACUCUUCACCCUUUGCUAGAGGAUGGAAGUAUUGAAGAUAAUCCUUUACCUCACCAAAAAGUUGGCUUUAUAGGAAUUUCUAACUGGGCACUUGAUCCAGCAAAAAUGAAUAGGGGAAUUUUUGUGUCUCGCGGAGAUCCAAAUGAAAAUGAACUUAUUGAAAGUGCUAGGGGAAUAUGCUCAUCUGAACUAUUAGUACGAGACAAAGUUGAAGACUUAUUUCAAGACUUCGCAAAGGCUUAUCAGAGAAUUUGUGAGAUUCAGAUGCAACAAAAUAAGGAAUUCUUUGGAUUGCGGGACUUUUACAGUCUGAUAAAAAUGGUAUUUGCUUGUGCUAAACAAUCAAAAAAGGCGCCAACUGCACAUGAAAUUGCACACGCUGUCUUACGUAACUUCAGUGGAUUUGAUGACAUUAAAGCCUUAAAUAUUUUUAAAUCAGAACUUGAAGAAUACCUCAGAGAGGGAAUUCAUAUAAAGGACUUGGUAAUGGAAAAUAUUAGAAGUGGUUUGGAGGAGGAAUGUCGGUAUUUGCUAAUACUGACUACAAACUAUGCUGCUUUAAAGAUUCUCCAACAUGCUUUCUCUGUGGACAAACAACCUGAAAUAAUUUUUGGUUCCAGCUUCCCGAAAGACCAAGAAUAUACUCAGAUUUGUAAAAAUAUUAACCGCAUUAAGAUGUGCAUGGAAACAGGAGAGAUGGUCAUACUUCUUAAUCUGCAGAAUUUGUAUGAGAGCCUCUAUGACGCAUUGAACCAAUAUCAUGUCCAGCUGGCAGGCCAGAAUUAUGUUGACCUAGGUCUAGGAACGCACAGAGUAAAAUGCAGAGUUCAUCCUAAUUUCCGAUUGAUUGUCAUUGAAGAAAAAUCAGUGGUAUAUAAAAAUUUUCCAAUUCCUCUUAUUAACAGACUAGAGAAACAUUUUUUAGAUAUUAACACAGUUCUAAAUGAAGAACAGAAAGCUGCUGUCUUAGAACUGGAAAAUUGGAUAAAGGGUUUCACUCCUGCCGACACAGAAAGCCUGCUGAUUGGAGAACAGGAAUACACUCCUUCAGAUGUGUUUGUUGGCUAUCACUCAGACACUUGUGCUUCAGUUAUUCUGCAAGUCACUGAAGACCUAGAAAACACCUUUCCUGAAAAUAUGGAAGAGGUGAGCAAUGCAGCAAAGCUGGUCUUGUUAAACUGUGCAACACCUGAUUCUGUUAUUCGAUGUGGCAAUGAUGAUCUAAUUGAGGAAUAUUUCAAGAUUCAGAAACACGGUUCCUUACUGGACUUCUUUUACAGCCAUAUGCAAGCAGGAUUCAGUAAUAAACCUGUGUACACAGAGAUCACAACAUUUUCACGUCUUUUAACAUCUGCUGAUAAGAAGGCAUUAAAUGAUGAAUUGCAGGACCAUGUUCAAAGCAUUGAAGUCUUUUCCCUCCAGCAAUUUGACACAGAGAGUUCCUUCUUGAAACAAAUAAGGAAUUCUGUCAGAGGUUCCACAAGAAAACAAGUUCUGAUAAUACAGACAGAUUUUGAAGAGAGUACCCAAGGAACUCACCUUGUAGCUUCAGCAAAGUAUGCUACGCUAAAUGAAAUUAACAAGGUGAAUCACAAGGAAGUUUCCGUGCUUGUCUGUUUUAUCACCAAACUCGCCAGAAUGCAAGGUGGAACAUCAUAUGAUGGUUUCUGUGGAGGACUCUGGAGGUCAAUACAUAUUGAUGAUCUGAGAAAAUCUAAGGAUAUGGUGUCGGAUAUUACUGCCUUACAGAAUCUCACCAUAAGCCAACUCUUCCAAGUCAAAGAAGUUGGAAACCAACAUGAGAUUACUGAAGGGGAGAUUGAUGAGGAUGAGCCCAGUGAGGUAUUAGACAGUACUACUCUUAUCCGGAGCUGCGUGCAGAAUUCUAUAGGAAUGCUUAGGGAUGGCCAGAGCAGUGUGAGUCGCAGUACAAAAAGAGUGGACAUACUGAUACAGCUAUUGAGCACAGAAGGAGACUUAAAUGCUUCCUUCUUAAAGGUGUUAAAGGUUCGUCUUCAUAAUAUACUGAAAACUCAGGAAGAGAAUUCAUACAAUCCACAAACGUGGGUAGUGCGAGUGGCCUCAAAUCUAAAAGCAUUGCAGGAAGCUGGAACGUUCAGGCAAACCCUGUGGAAGCGCAUCCAGACAGCAGUAACUCCAAUUUUGUCUCACCUUCUUUCCAUUGUGGACUGUGAUGCUAACUUGGACAUUCUACAUAUCCCAGAAGUGGCUGACUACGUGAAAUCGCUGUGGAUGUUCAUUUUCAGUGAUGAAGUUUUUCUAAAUAUUUCUUACAAUUGUAAUGAAAGGAGACUUCCAAGUAACAUAAUACCGGUUUACCAUAACAUGAAUCUCCCACUUUGGAGAAGAAACUUCAUGCCUUUCAGCUGGAGAAUUAAAGACUAUCUGGAAGGAAAAUGGGUUCAGGCUCAGAACACUAAAGAUUGUGAGAGCACAUUUGUAAGGGUCUUCUCUACCGAGUCCCUGGGAACGCACAUUUCCUUCUUAACCAAUGAUCAGCAAUAUGACGCAUUCUUACUAUAUAAAAGAGACUUCAUCCUACUGACCAUGAAUGUGUCCUCUGCUAAAGAGUUAGAGCUUAUCGAACUUGCUCUUUCAAUGUGUAUUGAGGAACUCAAACAGUCAGAAAAUUUCACGGAUCUGACUCUACCAGUGGUUCACAUUGCCUAUAAGAAAUUUCAGCACAGGUUACAAACUCUAUCAAGAAUUCUAGCCCUCUGCCCUCCGGUUCUAGAAAACCUUGCUGACAAAGCUAACGAGCCAGACUCAGCUAUGGCCAAUGGAGAGAUGGUUAUUGAUAUUUACGCUGGCAUUGCCUGCUUAGAAUUAUUAAAAGAGAACAUAUUAACACCAGACCCACAAACAUGGCUGCAUCAAGUGAAAAAUGUUCAAAUGCCAAUCGAACUCAUCUGUUCUGAGAACUAUCUGCAGGGUCGUAGCCAAAUUGGAGAGCAAGGAAUCGAAACCAUCAGAUGUCUCUGGACGGCUUUAUUCUCCAUGGCUUUGUUUAUCGAUCAUGUAUUGCUGGAGGAGGAUUCUCAGGAUAGAGAGAUGCAGGAGCUGUUACAAGUAAACACCAUGUACCUCGGAACGGUUUUAGAAGAUAUUACUGAUCUAAAAUCCCAAAGAUCUUUAAUGAUUGUCAUAGCAUUCCUUCAAAAAUGCAGAGAGGAAUUUGGAAAAGCAGUUUCCAGAUUUGGAGAUCCAGUGUGUGCAGUCUGCUUCGAGGAUCCCAUGGAGCCAGUCUGUCUUGACUGUGACCAUAUAUUUUGCCAGAAUUGUAUAAACCUUUAUCUGGAGACUGGUAGAAACAAUUGUCCGAUGUGUAAAGCAGAAGUGCCGGAGGAUUUCCGUGUCGUUGUGUCAGAAAAUGUCAGGCAUGCCGUACAUAGAUAUGUGACGUUUAAGCAGCAGUGCAAUGUGUUUUUUAUUGACAUUAUUUGCACCCUGUGCUUUAAAGACAACACUCCCCCUGACAAAGAUGUGAUUCAUUAUCUGCUGACUUUACUUUUCACUACCAAGGAGGAUCCUACAUGUUCAAGUUGUAACACAAGAGCUCUUUCACCAUUUGAAGAUGCUGUAGACAAAACGCCAGUGAUCCGCUCUGUAAUAUUGAAACUGCUCCUGAAAUACAGCUUUCAAGAAAUAAUAGAAUUUGCAGAAGAUUACUUACAGAGAGUACAGCAAAUCACUAUUCUCACCAAGGAAGAUAAGAUAGAAGCAUAUUUACUGUUUCUUAACUGUUUAGAGGACUCUUUGUAUGAGAAGGAACAAGGUAUGUCCACAGACAGACUGCUCGAAGAAGAGGGAGAAUUCCUGAAUCAGUACCUUCAAGAUAACGGUCAAUAUGAAUCAGAGGAACCAUCAAUCGAGCUACUUCUACAAAUUGCCAGGAUUAGAUUGACGCUGGACAUGGCAGCCAAGAUGUUCUAUGAAGAAACUGACCAUGUACCCAGCAAAAGAGAAUUCAUUCAGAAUGUAAAGGAUUUACUUACCAUGUCUGGUAAUGAUUGGCACAGAGUGUAUUUAAUGCGCAAAUUGGCAAAUCAGUACGGGAUUGAAAGUGUCCAAAAACUCUACCACGAUAAAGAUUGCAGGUGGCUUUUUCCUAUGGAGAUCUUUCAGACAGAGGUGAACCAGAACACUCAAAUUGACCUGUUCUUGGUGUGUGGAGAUCGCUACAAAUAUUUGAGAGAUGGCCUCAAUAAAGCUCUACUUGAACAUAAUGAAGAAAGCAUUGUUAAUUUUCAACAGGAAUGUGUGAGUCCUGAUUGGGAACUGCCUGUCCAUAUACUUCUGGCCGUUUACAGGGAAAUAACCUUGUGCAAAGGGCUUCAAGACGGCACAACUACAGACAGUAUGGAGGCAAGUGUCUAA
Pelobates fuscus (common spadefoot toad) is the source of this 7218-nucleotide messenger RNA. Its product is annotated as E3 ubiquitin-protein ligase RNF213-like. Gene Ontology annotation, cellular component: membrane; cytosol; nucleolus. NCBI's taxonomy places the organism in Eukaryota, Metazoa, Chordata, Amphibia, Anura, Pelobatidae. The record is from RefSeq and is a predicted model, not a curated record. Gene Ontology annotation, biological process: ubiquitin-dependent protein catabolic process; negative regulation of non-canonical Wnt signaling pathway; sprouting angiogenesis. Gene Ontology annotation, molecular function: metal ion binding; ubiquitin-protein transferase activity; ATP binding. The coding region runs from base 1 to 7218 and encodes 2405 amino acids. The transcript has 25 exons.